AUGACAGUACAAGAGGUCGACCCGAAACGAUCUAGAACGCCGCCUGUUUGGGACUACGGGCUGAAUAAGCAGUCAACCAAUAGCAGGCCUCCUUCUUCCCAAGGUUCAGGCCUUCUUUUAAGUGAGAAGUUCGGCCACAGCGUGGUUCCUCAGCCAGAAGUCCUUCAACAGGUACUCUACCCAACCAACGAAGAAUUAAAGCAGAAGAUUCUUACUUACCGUAACUAUAUCAACAGCUUGAUCAAAACGGAUUCAAAUGAUUCUGCCCAACCUAACAUCUUGCCUGAUACUGAGAUAGUGGAGAAUAAGCCACUAUUAGUGAUAACCGGUCCAGAGUACAUAAAAGAUGGUACCCAGGCAAAGAGAUGCGCUCAGUGGAUAGCCGCUUUAACGGGGAAGAGAAAUUAUAAGGUUGUAGGAGAAAUGGACGGUGUUUUGGAAAAAGAGAUAACUCCAUUAUUCAACCCCUUGACGUCUACAGAUCGAAAAGACUUGCUAGUGACAAUGAGAACCAAUUUGAGCGAGUACGGAAACGGAGACAAUGAUCAGGCAAUAAUGUCCUAUGAGAUUCAGUAUGGGAUCCCGAUAUGUCGAGUCUUGCUAACCGAAUUAGCCCAGUACUGUCCAUUGGUAGGUGAACUCUCCGACACACUGACCCCUCAGUAUGUGAGUGAUCUCUACUGUAUUGGACUUUUGAGUCACACUUACACAGAGUCGCAAUUGCAUAGAGAAUUAGCAUCUGGCGUCUCUUACCCCGUGGGCUUUCAAGUUUAUGGAGAUACUGAGAAUGCGUUCAACCAUAAAUUACAAAGUAGCAUUGACGCCAUAUAUUCCACUUCACAAGAGCAUCAUUUUCUCUCUGUCACAAAGUUGGGGAGUGUAGCAGUUAUUGGGACGACAGGGAACUCAGAUACAUUUCUUAUUUUAAAAUUGAACGGCGACCAGCAAGACUCAUACCUUGAAGAUAUUGCUCCUCUUGUGCAACUGCUUCAAAAACACAUUGUAGAAAAGUUUGUCAAGAUUGGGAGACCUGAUAUCAAAAUAAUGCUGGACAUCGGAUCAAUUGAUAACGAAGGCACUUACAAAUACAAGGAGCUGCUGUUAUCUCAAAUACUGGCCAACUCGGAGGUUUCAAGGUAUAUUCUUGGGGUAAUUAUUGACUCCGGGGACUCUUAUCUGCCAGAGUCGCUAGAUCUGGAAGAAGAAUCACAAUCAAUCAGCGGUCCACCACAACGGUUUGAUCACAGAGAGUUAAGACAAAGUCUUUUCAAAAACGUGGGGAAAACCCAUGAAAAAUUAGAUAAGUUCUUCUUCGCAAACAGAUUGCUACAGAGGCUAGUUGAAUUGAGCCAAAAAGGAGAGGUAAAAAUAAGUAAUUCAUUGAAACUCAUUACAUAA
Komagataella phaffii GS115 is the source of this 1398-nucleotide messenger RNA. Its product is annotated as 3-deoxy-D-arabino-heptulosonate-7-phosphate (DAHP) synthase. Gene Ontology annotation, biological process: aromatic amino acid biosynthetic process. The transcript has a single exon. The record is from RefSeq and is a predicted model, not a curated record. NCBI's taxonomy places the organism in Eukaryota, Fungi, Ascomycota, Pichiomycetes, Pichiales, Pichiaceae. Gene Ontology annotation, molecular function: 3-deoxy-7-phosphoheptulonate synthase activity. The coding region runs from base 1 to 1398 and encodes 465 amino acids. Gene Ontology annotation, cellular component: cytoplasm.